AUGGCCCCCGCCCAGCCACCCUCUUCAUCCUCUUCCGCCGCCAUCGCUGCUACCUCUUCUGCCAUCGAACCCGCAGCCAGGCGCCACGACCCGACUUCAUCCUCGCCACCCAACAACGACGACCCAGCCGCAGCCGUACCCGCCGUACACCACAUCCUCCUCCGCGAAAACGUCGUCGCUUCCACCCACCAUGUCGCCGCACGCCUGCUCGCCAUCGCAGAGAGCUUCCUCUUCCUCAGAGACGGCUCCCGCCCCCUCGACCCCAUCACCUGGGAAAACGACCUCUGCUCCGCCACCUUCUACGCUACGUUCGCACUCUGCGUAGACCCCGCCUCUCUCCGCGCACGCCGCAUCCUUGCAAAGUGCGCCCGGCUCGGCGGCUUCAACGUCGUCCUCCCCUUUUCCCCCUCGGGCUCCUCGGCUUCGGCUACCGUCACCCCUUGCCAUCUCAACUCGUCCGACCCAAACGACCGAGCCGGUGCUCAGGCCGCCAUCUACAUCCUCCAGCAGGGCCCCGCCGCCACCUACACCGACCCCGGCUGUGCCCGCGAGUACCGCGAGGCCUGCCACACGCUCGGCAGGAGCUCCGACGCCUCCCAUGCCACCAGCGCCAUCGCCUCAUCGAGCGCUCUCGGCAAGAGGAAGGCCCAAGGUACCACCUCGGACCCCGAGCCGCACCAACCGCCCCAGCUCGUCUCCAUAGAGGCCAGGUACGAGUCGCAGAUCAAGACCGACCUGGCAUUUGAGCACGCACGCUGCCACCGCCCGGCCGAGGCCGCAGCCACCUUCCGGGAAGCGUUGCAAAACGAUCCCUGGAACUGGCGCGCACUCACCGGCCUCUGCGACCUGGGCACAGACAACGCCUUCGACGGCCUCCUGUCGGUGCAGCACGUUGCAGAGAGGUACGCGGAGCGCAGCCAGGCCCUCUGCAGCCCGACCGCGGCGCCCAGCACGGUGCUGAGCGAUGGAGAAGAGUCGGCGGCCACCUCCACCACGUCUGCACGGCCGAAAGCGGGCGAGGACAAUAGCAACAAGAAGGCAAAGGUGUCGGACGAGGGAAGCUCCGACGCUCCGGAGCCCUCCAAGAUCGUCACGAGGGCGAGCUCCGUGCCUAGGCCGACCCGUGCGGCUGCUGCUGGCGCUCCUCAGGCCGCCAAGACCGCCUCGUCUUCCGGUGAUGCUCGGCGCGCCAACGGCCCGUCCUCGGACGCGGCCACCCGGCCAGGCCCCAACCCGACCAACAGCCGCGCCCUUUCCAACGCUCGCGCUAUCACCAACCAGCAGCUCGUGGCGAGCCAGGUGAGCCAGGACGAGAAGCCUGCGCUUCGCGGCGUCAGCAGGAGCAGAAUCACGCGGACGACGGCCAAUCCGGCCAUCAGUCGGUCGACGGGCAUGCAGCUGAGGAGCUCCAACGCUCGACCGGGCAUCAACGGCCGCAGCACCACCCGGUCAGCGGCGCCCAGCCAGGCCAGCAGCGUCGCGUCGGCCACGUCGACCUCGACGUCGAGAUCUGCCAACUCCAACGUCAGCUCCCACUCUGGCAUCUCGGGCAGGCGUACGCCUGCCACCUCGAACGGUACGGCCGCGGACAGCACCAGCAGCAGAUCGGUCGCUUCGGCCAGGAACGCGUCGAGCGGUGCCGCGGCCGGCAAGGCGGCGGUCCCUGCAUCGCGGACGACUGCCGCAUCUCGGUGGGCUACCCAGACGGGCAAUGCAGCAGGCGCACGGGUGCCCGCGUCGGCUGCGACGCGGAGAGCUGCGGCGGUCGAAGAGGCUGCACAGCGCGAGGCUGCACGGCUGCGAGCCGAGCUGGCCGAGCGGCAGCGGAUCGCGGCGCUCGAGACGGCCAGGGAGCUGGCCAAGUGGCUGGCCGCAGAUCUCGUCAUCUUCGGACUCCUCAAGCAGCUGGGCGAGGCCUACAGGCACUUGAGGAGGUUGGAUGGCGAGAGCGCGGUCGCCGUGCUCGUCUCCGAGCCAAGAGGCCCAGGCGCAGCAAAGGUCGCCAAGGCCAGGGAGGCGGCGACAGCGGGUGGACCAGACGCCGUCGAUACAGCCAAGGGGCUGGAAGGCUCCAUGGUGGCGACCGAAUCGCUCGCAUCCAGCUGGCGCAACACGGUCGUCUACCAGUGCCUGCUCGGUCGCGCCUACAACGAGCUGGCGCAGUACGCCAAGGCCGAGACGCACCUGGGCCUGGCGCGGAAGCUCAACCCGUACCUGCUGGCGCACAUGGACAUCUUCUCGCUCGUCCUCUUCCAGCUGAAUCGCGAGGUGGCGCUGGGCGGCCUGGCGCAGGAGAUGACGCUGAUCGAGCCGCGGUCGGCGGCGACCCAGAUUGUCGUUGGCAACGCGUUUGCGCUGCAGCGAGAGAACCAGACGGCGCUGGUGUGCUUCCAGCGUGCGGCCGCGAUGGCGCCCGACUAUGCCUACGCCUACACCUUGGCGGGGCACGAGGCGUACGAUCUGGGCCACCACGACCAGGCCAUUGCCUACUUUCGCAGCGGGAUUCGCUGUGAUCGGCGGCACUGGAACGCCUGGGCGGGGCUGGGGCGGGUGUUUUUGGCCAUCGGCGGUCACGAGCUGCCUGCGUGCCAGUCGCUGCAGCAGGCCAUUUCGAUCAACCCCAAGAACCACGUGCUGUGGGACCUGGUCGGCUGGACGUAUGCCCAGAUUGGCAAGCGACGGAGCGCGUUGGAGGCGUACGACAAGGCGAUUGCGCUGGCUCCGAGGCUGGCAGUGCUGACCUACCUGCGGCGGUCGGAGCUGCUGGCGCACGAGGGCGACGACGAGGCGGCGCAUGGGGACCUCGUCAGCGCGUUUGAGCUGGCGCCCGAGGAAGCCACGGUGCACCUGCUGCUGGCGCAGUCGUACAUGCGUAUGGGCGAUGGCAGCUUCUGCGAGCUCGAGGAGGCGGGCGGGGCGACGGGGAGCGGUGCGAGGGGCGCGGGCGCGGGGGGCGGUACGAUCAAGGCGAGCGGGCAGAUGCGGCUGCCUGCGCAGUUCCAGGCCGAGAUUACGCACCACCUCGCGGUUGCGGUGGACCUGGACCCGGGGCUGCUCAAGGUGGUCAAGGCGCUGGGCGAAGGGUGGCGGACGAACCCGGGCAACCGGAUCGCCAUGAACCCGGCGGACCUGAGCAACGCGUCGGCGUACGAGGACCGGUACAUGGACUACAGCGAUGUCUCGGGCGAGGUGCUCGAGGAUGUGGGCGAGCAAGAGGGCGGCGUCGAGGACGACGACGACGACGAUGAAGACGUGGAAGAGGUGGACGAGGAGGACGAUGGGGAGGACUACGAGGGAGAAGGCGAGCUGCUGGACGACGUCGGAGAGGCGUCUGGAGCGGCUGCUGUGGCACACCACUACCACCACCACCAUCGCUGA
This is a messenger RNA of Pseudozyma flocculosa PF-1, 3378 nucleotides long. RefSeq lists its product as uncharacterized. Gene Ontology annotation, molecular function: protein binding. Lineage: Eukaryota; Fungi; Basidiomycota; Ustilaginomycetes; Ustilaginales; Ustilaginaceae. Gene Ontology annotation, biological process: cell division. The transcript has 2 exons. Bases 1 to 3378 code for a protein of 1125 amino acids. The record is from RefSeq and is a predicted model, not a curated record.